AUGGACUCUCCAAAUCCUAAAAAGAGGAAAUUUGGUUUCACCGAUCGUCCACCAACAGAAACCCAGGAUUCCACAACCACCUUGAGCUCGGAUAAAACUAAUGAGAAUUUUAAAAAGGAAGUGUUAAAUGAUGAAUCAUCACCUGAUAUAAACAGAUGGACUAAUGCUCCAUAUUCUUCGCGCUAUUAUAGACUUCUUGAGGAUAGAAAAAAGCUCCCGGCAUGGACUGCCAGGCGGAAUUUUAUCAAAUUGGUAAAAAGGAACCAGGUUUUGGUACUAGUUGGGGAAACAGGUAGCGGAAAGACCACACAGAUGACACAGUUCGCUCUGGAGGCUGGUUUAUCGGGGAUGCGUCCAAUAGCAAUCACACAGCCGCGCAGAGUCGCAGCCAUGUCAGUUGCAACCAGGGUUGCGGAAGAGAUGGACGUGGAACUUGGCGUCACAGUGGGCUACUCGAUCAGGUUCGAGGAUAAGUACUGCGACAAGACCCUGCUGAAGUUUAUGACAGACGGCAUGCUGUUGAAGGAAAUCACGACUGACCGAACGCUCUCUAACUACGGGAUGGUGGUACUGGACGAAGCUCACGAGCGGACAAUAGCGACCGACGUGCUGUUCGGGCUCUUCAAGGACCUGAUUAAGCUGAGGCCGGACCUGAAGCUGGUGAUCAUGUCGGCAACGCUCGAGGCGAAGAAGUUCCAGGAGUACUUCGGAGGCUGCGACAUCCUGAGGGUGCCAGGGUCGAUGCACCCGGUCGAGAUCUUCUACACAGUGGAGCCGGAGAGGGACUAUUUCGAGGCCUCGGUCAGAACAGUGGUCAACAUCCACAUGGCGGAGCCGGAGGGAGACAUUCUGCUCUUUCUGACUGGAGAGGAGGAGAUCGAGAACGCACGCAAGGAGAUCGAGGCGAUGCUGAGCAGGAAGAACUGCAAGGACCCAAUAACAAUACUGCCGCUGUACUCGUCACUGCCGCCGUCGCAGCAGCAGAGAGUGUUCCAGAGCGUGGAGGGCAGGAAGGUCGUCAUCGCAACGAACAUCGCAGAGACCUCGAUCACGAUCGACGGCAUCGUCUACGUCAUCGACCCGGGCUUCAGUAAGCAGAAGAUCUACAACCCGCGAGGGAGAAUCGAGUCGCUGCUGGUCUCGCCAAUCUCGAAGGCGUCGGCGCAGCAGAGAGCAGGCAGGGCAGGGAGAACGAGGCCCGGAAAGUGUUUCAGGCUCUACACUGAGGCGGCCUUCAACAAGGACCUCGUGGCUGAGACGUACCCGGAGAUCCUGCGCUCGAACAUAGCGAGCGUGGUGCUGAGCCUGAAGAAGAUGGGCAUCGACGACCUCGUGCACUUCGACUUCAUGGACCCGCCGGCGCCGGAGACGAUGAUGCGCGCGCUCGAGGAGCUGAACUACCUGAAGGCGCUGGACGACGAGGGGGAGCUCACGACGACCGGCAGCCUGAUGGCGGAGUUCCCGCUGGAGCCGCAGCUGUCGAAGGUGCUCGUGGAGGCCAACGAGCACUCGGCGGCCCUCGAACUCCUGAUCAUCGUCGCCAUGCUCUCGUGCGGCAACGUGUUCCUGAGGCCGCGCGAGGCCGCCAGGGAGGCCGACCUGGCGAAGUCGCAGUUCUCGGCGCCCGAGGGCGACCACCUGACGCUUCUGAACGCUUUCAACUCCUAUAGGAGCGUGCCGCAGUCCUCAGCCAGGAGGUACUGCCAGGACAACUUUUUGAACCCGAGGUCACUCUCUUCGGCCGUGAACAUCUACGACCAGCUCCACAAGAUAAUGGCCAAGCACAACCUGCUUGCCCCCGCGGCAAGCUCAGCCCCUGCUAUCAGUUACAAUUCGGCUCCCGCAGGCCUACCCGGUAGCCGUGGCGCCCACAGGGACAUUAACUUGGAAAGGGUUAGGAGGGCCCUGGUAACUGGCUUCUUCCAGCAAGUGGCCUACCGGAGCGUCCGCGGCCACUACCUGCUGGUCAAGGACAACCAGAGCGUUGCUCUGCACCCCUCGAGCACUCUCCAGCACUCUCCGCAGUGGGUCAUUUACCACGAGUUCAUCCACACGUCCAAGAACUACAUUCGCACCGUCUCCGACAUCAAGGGGGAGUGGCUGAUUGAGAUCGCACCUCACUACUUCAGCACCGAGGACAUGCCCAACGGCGAGGUCAAGAGCGCCCUGGUCAACCUAUACAGGAGCCGGAGAAGCUGA
This is a messenger RNA of Theileria orientalis strain Shintoku, 2199 nucleotides long. Its product is annotated as DEAD-box family helicase. The record is from RefSeq and is a predicted model, not a curated record. Lineage: Eukaryota; Apicomplexa; Aconoidasida; Piroplasmida; Theileriidae. Gene Ontology annotation, molecular function: ATP binding; RNA binding. Gene Ontology annotation, cellular component: intracellular anatomical structure. The transcript is spliced from 2 exons. Bases 1 to 2199 code for a protein of 732 amino acids.